AUGCCUGACCACUUCCCCAUGGAGGAAAACCUGCAAAAGGUCAUGUCAGCCACAGUAACCCCUCAUGAGUCACGACGAGAUUCACUACCUGAUUCACUCUCCGACUCACACUCGGAUUCAUCAGAUCAAGACUCGGAGGGGGCACACGAACCAAUCCAGGAGCGAUAUGAAAAUCCAUCAUAUUCUCGUUUUCGAAAGGUAGCUUCAAAAACGGUCGUUUCCUUCGGGCCCAAUGACCCCGAGAACCCAGUCAACUGGAAGAAAGCAAGAAAGUUCCUAGUCCUUCUCGCCGGUGUCAUGCAGGUCAUGAACAGUACCAUCGGCUCGUCCAUCUGCAGUAAUGCGAUCCCACAAAUCGCAGAGGAGUUCAACAUUACCAACCAACAGAUGCUUGUUCUACCUAUCUCUAUAUUCCUGAUCGGCUACAUCUUGGGCCCUUUGUUGUGGGGCCCAAGCUCCGAAUAUUUCGGACGUCGACGACCCUUACUUAUUGCCUUUAUCGGGUUCAUGAUCUUUACUCUGGCCUGCGCGGUGGCUAAUUCGUAUGCCUCACUGUUGAUCUUUCGACUUUUAAACGGCAUGAUGGCAUCCUCUCCUAUCGCUACCACCGGCGGUCUCUUUGCUGACGUCCACGAUGACCCAACCUUGCGAGGUCGCCUCAUGGCGUACUUUAUGGCUUGCACUACAUUCGGGCCCAUCAUGGGUCCCUGGAUCUCCGGAUUUGUUGCAGUUGUUAGUUGGCGGUGGUGCUUCUGGAUCGGGCUCAUUUGUUCUGGUGCAACUUUGCCCCUGGUAAUCUUCAUGCCCGAAACAUAUGCUCCUGUCAUUUUGACACGCCGCGCCAAGAAGCUGCGAAAGGAAACUGGAAAUUCAAGCAUCGUCUCACCCCUAGAGCUUGAGAGCCGCGAUCUUCGCAGAAUGUUCCUCAUCACAAUCUCUCGGCCCUUCCGGAUGAUCUUCCACGAGCCAAUUGUCUCCUUGACGUCUUUGUACCUGGCACUGGCAUAUGCAAUCUUUUACCUAUACUUUGAGGCAUAUCCCAUCAUUUUUCAAGGCAUGUUAAUCUCACCUGUCGUCAGUUAUAUCUAUGGUAUGAGUGCUGGUGUUUCAGGUCUGAUGUUCUUGCCCAUCGGCGUGGGUGCGCUUCUUGCCUGUGUGGUCUUCAUCUGGUAUGACAACUUUCUCGCUCGUGCUAAAGCUCGCGAAGCAAGCUGGGCCAAUAUUGAAGAAUAUCGACGACUCCCGCUUGCCUGCAUUGGAGGCCCAUUGUACGUCAUCUCACUCUUCUGGGUGGGCUGGACGGCCUCUCCUAGUAUUCAUUGGGUCGUGCCUUUCCUCUCGGGUAUUCCAUUCGGAAUGGGGUAUUUGCUGAUCUUCAUGGCAAUGCUUAAUUACCUAACCGACGCUUAUGAGACUCUAUCUGCAAGCGCUCAGUCGGCAGCUAGCUGCACACGAAGCAUCGUGGGUGCAGUCCUUCCUCUUGCCACUAGACCCAUGUUCGACAACUUGGGUGUCCACUGGGCGUGCAGCCUGAUCGCAUUCAUCAGUCUGGGAGUUUCAAUUAUCCCCUUCGCUUUCAUUCGCUACGGUGAUCGCAUCAGAAGCAACAGCAAAUUCUGCCAAGAGUUGAAGAGAAUUAAGGAGGCAGAGCGCCUCGAAAUUGAGAGAGAGGAGCGGUUGCAAAAUGGCUCCAACACUUUGGAAAUCGUUCCCUCAGCCAACACUGCUCAGAUCUCUAGAAUCGAAACAGCGCGCAGUCAUGCGGACAAGGCAUCUAUUAUUUGCUAG
Messenger RNA from Penicillium daleae, 1788 nucleotides. Its product is annotated as MFS transporter. The record is from RefSeq and is a predicted model, not a curated record. NCBI's taxonomy places the organism in Eukaryota, Fungi, Ascomycota, Eurotiomycetes, Eurotiales, Aspergillaceae. Gene Ontology annotation, biological process: transmembrane transport. Gene Ontology annotation, molecular function: transmembrane transporter activity. The transcript is spliced from 6 exons. Bases 1 to 1788 code for a protein of 595 amino acids.